AUUUACUGACGUGCGCUUGAAAAUGUUGAUGUUAACAAUUAAAUUUUAAUAUAUAUUUUGCUAUUUUUGUUGUGCGUUUUAUGAGGUCGUGUAAUGCUAAUGUUUAAAUAAUAUAUUAUUUUGUUGUCCGAGUUUUUGGUCGAAACCAUAUUUCGAAUUUUAUGUCAUUGCUAAUUUCUGUGUUCAGAUCAUGAGUUUAACAACAGCAGCUGCUGCUGCUAAAAUAAAGAGCAUUACGGCUGUAGCGGUCAGCGUCGGCGUAACAUCUGGCGUGAUCGUGCACGCCUUUCGUCAAAAAAAGCAAUUUUAUCCAUCCGUUGUAUACAUAUGCAAAUCCAAUCCGAGCAUGGCGGUAAUAUACGUGCAAGCAUUGGUAAUGGUCUAUUUGUUAGGCAAAUUAGCUGGCAAGUUAUUUUUUGGUACAUUACGUGCAGCAGAAACUGAACGGUUAAUCGAAAAAGCUUGGUACGCCAUCACAGAAACCUGUCUAGCGUUUACGAUAUUCAAAGACGAUUUGAGCCCAAAAUUUGUGGCGUUGUUUACUUUGCUGCUCUUCUUGAAAUGUUUUCAUUGGCUUGCCGAAGAUCGAGUAGAUUACAUGGAACGCACUCCCGUUAUAUCAUACCUGUUUCAUAUCCGCAUUUGGUUCUUGCUAUCACUUUUGACAAUAGCUGAUAUAUAUUUUGUACAUGACGCGUACACUACAACUAUUACUAAAGGACCAUCCGUACAGUUAGUUUUCGGCUUUGAGUAUGCAUUACUUAUUACUUUAGCCAUGAAUGCUGCAGUCAAAUAUAUUUUGCACGCAUUAGAUGUGCACAGUGAUACGUUUUGGGAAAACAAAGCUGUGCUCUUAUUGUACUUGGAAUUUUUCAUUGGGUUUUGUAAAGCUGUCAUGUACGUAAUAUUCCUUGCCAUCAUGGUACGCACUUAUACUAUUCCGUUGUUUGCAUUCAGACCGAUGUAUCACACAUUAAGGAAUUUCAAAAAAGUGUUCCAAGACUUAGUGUUGUCUCGCAAAGCUAUACAUAACAUGAACACACUGUAUCCAGACGCUACCGCCGAGGAUUUCCAAACGACAGAAAACGUUUGCAUCAUAUGUCGUGAGGACAUGACCGACACUGCGGCGAAAAAAUUGCCUUGCAACCACAUCUUUCAUACGUCGUGUCUACGCAGCUGGUUCCAGAGACAUCAAACUUGUCCUACAUGUCGAUUGGAUAUAUUGCGCUCCACUCCUGCGCCUUCAGCAAAUAACCCAGCGACUCCUCCGCCUAGACCCACGACGACAACGGACCCAUCGGCCACUGCUGCAUCUGGAUCGACUGCUACAGCUAAUGCAGACGAUCAUAACAAUGCGGCAUCAUCAUCAUCUCAGUCUGCUAACACAGUGCCCGAAUCUAGCACACAAAACUAUGAACAUUUACUUAGAUCAUUCCUAACAAAUUCUGGCGCUAAUAAUAGUAAUGGAGAUACUGGAAGGCAACUACCAAACGAAUUUUGGACUUCAUUUACAAACCACACUCCGGCUGUUGCAUUUAACUCAAACAACCAGUCGUCCUCUGGAGCUGUACCGCCCUUCAAUCCUCUACACAUGCCGUUUAUUGGUGCUGCCGCCAUUCAACCGCCGCCCGUGCCUGACAACCUCAGUGCCCUUUCUGAUAAAGAAUUACGAAUUAUGGAAGGAAACACUAGGGAAGCGUGUCUGGCCCGCCUCAAAUACGUGACAGACAUAAAAACCAUGUUGGACGCGGCUAUGGUUAUGAUGAACCAUUAUUCUUCAGCCUGUCUAAUAGCCGGAGUAAAUAAUGUACCUAGUACCAGUAGUAACGCUCAGAAUCGAGAACAGCAAGCGUCAAAGCAAGACAGUCCGACAGAAUGCAGUGCAUCUACUAGCAGUAGUGAUGGAGCUAAAACAAGUAGCGGUAGGGCUGUUGAUUCUAAAAACGACGAAACCCAAGAAGAACCACCUGAAGAAACCGAACAGCAACGAAUCAUUCGACUAAAAAGACUCGAAAAAUUCACCAAUCCCACUUCGUAAUUACCAUGUUUUUACACAAGCCGAAAUAUGUAUUUAUUUUACUUUGGUAUAUUAUAUUCUAAUGACAAAUAAUUCUAUCUUCAUCUUUUACUGUUUUUUUUUUCAUGAGAUAUAUAUUUUUUUUUUGUCAUAAGUUGUACAGGUGGUUCACAAAAUAUGUGGCUUAAUUAAACUAUUACAUUAUGCUGUGAUUAAGGUUAUUUUAUUUUAUGUUUUUUUUGUAAAUAUAUUAUUUAUUAAUUUUAUUAUUUACUUACAUUUUCAAUCGUUGUUUGAGAUCAUUAUGAUGCAAGUCAUUUUAUAAUAAUGAAAAUAUCAUUUAAAUAAUAGUAUUUUGUAACGAGAAAUAGUAGUAUUGUGGUAAAACAAGAACGGUGUUAUUAAUUA
This is a messenger RNA of Adelges cooleyi (spruce gall adelgid), 2425 nucleotides long. It is a transcript of the gene sip3, whose product is annotated as E3 ubiquitin-protein ligase synoviolin B. NCBI's taxonomy places the organism in Eukaryota, Metazoa, Arthropoda, Insecta, Hemiptera, Adelgidae. Gene Ontology annotation, cellular component: cytoplasm. Bases 191 to 2038 code for a protein of 615 amino acids. The record is from RefSeq and is a predicted model, not a curated record. The transcript has 13 exons.